Schistosoma turkestanicum is the source of this 168-nucleotide messenger RNA. Lineage: Eukaryota; Metazoa; Platyhelminthes; Trematoda; Strigeidida; Schistosomatidae. The record is from the annotation of a GenBank genome assembly.
GCUGAAGAUUUUCGUAAAAGAAUCAAAGAGAAAGAGAAUCUUUUAGAAAAAAAAUCCAAGGCAUUAAACACGGUACAAUCAGCUAAACGACAAAUUGAACAAGAAUUAACUGAACUCAAAGAUCAAAUCGAUAUAAAAGACAGGAAAAUAACAUUAUUACAAAAAAAA